AUGGUCUCCUACACUCCCAUCCGCAUGUCGGAAUUCAAGAGCAACUAUGGUCCUAAGUACCAUGCUCAGCCCAACGUUGCAGGCUUCACCCCUCAGGCUGCCUUCCGAAUCGGCUCCCGUCUGGCUAUGUACGGUGCCCCCGCCGCUGUUGCUGUCCUCCUCUUCGCCAACGGUAUUCCCCGUGUGCAGCGCGACGUUCUCCAGAAGAUCCCUUUCCUUGGCAACUACUUCCGAAAGGAGAUCCACCCCGCCGACAACCCUUUCUAA
Messenger RNA from Fusarium mangiferae, 267 nucleotides. RefSeq names its product ubiquinol cytochrome c reductase 8.5 kDa subunit. The record is from RefSeq and is a predicted model, not a curated record. Bases 1 to 267 code for a protein of 88 amino acids. The transcript has 6 exons. NCBI's taxonomy places the organism in Eukaryota, Fungi, Ascomycota, Sordariomycetes, Hypocreales, Nectriaceae. Gene Ontology annotation, biological process: mitochondrial electron transport, ubiquinol to cytochrome c.